This is a messenger RNA of Caenorhabditis elegans, 940 nucleotides long. RefSeq names its product Transcription factor lir-3 (gene lir-3). The record is from RefSeq and is marked reviewed. Gene Ontology annotation, cellular component: nucleus. The transcript is spliced from 6 exons. NCBI's taxonomy places the organism in Eukaryota, Metazoa, Nematoda, Chromadorea, Rhabditida, Rhabditidae. Bases 2 to 856 code for a protein of 284 amino acids.
AAUGGAUCCAAAAUUUCUCGUAGUAGAAAUAGACUCAAAGGAGCGAGCACUUCAGUUGGUUCAAGUUAUGCUAGAAAAUGGAUUUGCUCGAUUCAUGCUGUUGGACGAUCUUUCGCGACACCCGACUCUCGACAGAAUCCAGAGAGAAGAGCCAAGAAUUUCAAGAGAUGAACUCCGUGAAACAGCUUCAUCUCCUGUCACAUUUGAAACUCGACAUUCUCCAUAUCCAGUGCAUGAGCAAAAAGUUCUAUUUCCAUCGUUUUCACAAGUUUCGAAUUCAAUGGUGACAUCUACGGGCAUCCGACAGGAAGCUUCAAGUGUUGGUGUUGGACCGAUUGAAGACGACGAUAUUGUUGAGGAGGAGGAGGAAGAGGAUAUUCGACUUACUAGCAAGCCGUGUGUCAAACGCCGUUAUGAUCAUCACGCCGAGGAACAGGAGUAUAGAGAUCAACUGAUGAGCUUGUUGAGUGGAGAACCGGAAAUUGUGCCUAUAGGUGUCAACUCGAACGACGAACCAUCUGGCUCCAACUCGGAUUCUGCCGCGAAAAAGGCCAAAUCCGUCGGCGACUACCAUGAAUGUCAGCUCUGUGGAGUUCGAGUCAAAACGCCUAGAAGCGGUCGAUGGAAUCUCCAAAUGCAUGUGAUUGCUCUUCAUUGUGUUGGAAGACAAUAUAAAUGCAAGCAGUGUGAUUACUUGGACUAUCGAAAAUCAACGAUGAGAAAACAUACGGUUUCGCAGCAUGGAAGUGACAUUCCGCCGCAUAAUAUUACGGACAACAUAAUGAAAGCUGAAUGGCAUGCUGCAAUGAUAAAAUGUUUCCCUGAAUUUGCUCACAGAACUGGGUUCUUAAACUGAUUCAUCGCUCUCAUCGCCAAAUUAUUUAUUUUUUGAUACCAUUCCAAUUUAUUAUAUUCCUGAUAAAAAGUGACAAUUUGAUAA